AUGUCUCGCCCGUUGUUUGUCAUAACAUGCUUCAUAAGCCUCACCAUUCUUUUGCUCUGGUAUGGUGUGAACUCUGACCGCAACUGGAUACAUCCUCUUCUCACGCAACUGAUUCCCGCGGGACAUUGUGCGUGUCAAACAUCGACCAUAUUUCAAUGCGCGAGCUGCAUCUCAUGCUCAGAGACCUCUGCCGUCCAAUAUUUGUCCAGCUCUGCCUCUGGUACACCCAGAUGGACAUUCCAAUUCACCCGAGACGCUCAAAAUGAGGCGCUCGACACAUCGCAAUGUCAAGCUGCAUUCCCUGGUCUCUUUGAAGACAUCAACCGAGGCCAGAGCUAUUGGCAAGCUCAUGGUGGCGGCCUGAUCUCCGAGGAUCUGGACGACAUCUCUCUGGAACCGGGAAUGGUGCGCGCGUUCAUUCACAGCGGCCAUUUGCAUGUGGUCAAGGCCCGUGCUAAGGGCGAGGAUCAUCGACGCAAAAUUCUGGGUGUCCUGGGGGCUAUUCAUCGUGCACUGGUGGCAGAUCAGACUCGUGGUUUGAGGCGAAAUAUCGAAUUUGUCUUUUCCGUCGAAGACAAAGUGGAGGACGUGACGAGUGCUCGUCAUCCCGUUUGGGUGUUUGCCCGAACUCCAACGGAAGAAGGUGUAUGGCUGAUGCCGGACUUUAGCUUCUGGGCGUGGGACAAUAUCAAGAACCACAUCGGGCCAUUUGACCAAGUGGUGGAUCGUAUUAAGCGGAUGGACCUGCCCUGGGAGCAGAAGAAAGCGCAACUGGUAUGGCGGGGGAAGCCAAGUUUCGCGCCCAAGUUACAUCGUGCUCUGAUUGAAGCGGCGCGGGAUCAGUCAUGGGCGGAUGUCAAAGAGGUUGAUUGGAAGACAAGAACUAAUGUCCUUCGAAUGGAGGACCAUUGUCGAUAUAUGUUUAUCGCUCAUGUUGAGGGUCGCUCUUAUUCUGCGUCUCUCAAAUACCGACAAGCCUGUCGCUCGGUCAUCGUAGCGCACAAACUUCAAUACAUCCAGCAUCACCAUUAUCUUUUAGUCUCCAGCGGCCCCAAUCAAAAUUACGUCGAAGUCGAGCGCGACUUUAGCAACCUUGCCGAAAAGAUCGAGCCUCUCGUCGCCGACACAGAUGCCGCUCGUCGCAUCGCCACCAAUAGUGUCAAAACCUUUCGCGAGCGAUACUUGACUCCAGCAGCCGAGGCUUGCUACUGGCGAGCACUUCUCGACGGGUAUGGGAGGGUCUGGAAUGGUACCGUGGAUUUCUGGUCAGAGCGGACCGGUCAACAACGCGGCUUGCGUUAUGAAUCUUUCAUUCUCUUGGAAUCUGCUCGCAUGCUGGAAUUCUCAGCGGCAAGGGCAAUGUUGGGGUCUGGUUGA
Penicillium diatomitis is the source of this 1377-nucleotide messenger RNA. RefSeq lists its product as uncharacterized. The transcript is spliced from 2 exons. The coding region runs from base 1 to 1377 and encodes 458 amino acids. The record is from RefSeq and is a predicted model, not a curated record. NCBI's taxonomy places the organism in Eukaryota, Fungi, Ascomycota, Eurotiomycetes, Eurotiales, Aspergillaceae.